AUGGCGCUGCCGACAUGCAGGCAAAGCUACCAACCACCAUCUCUCGCCUUCGAUGAUGUCGCCAGCGGGAGAAGAGGGUCUGAAGCAGUACGCCCAAUACUUCUUUCAGAUCUGAAGGAGAAAGAAAGGGAGAAGGCGAAGAAGAGUAGAUCCGGUGGUGGCGGCGGGCUCGGCCUUGAGGAGCGGCGGCGUCCUCCCCAGUCCCCUGUCUUCUCUUCAUCGUCACUAUUCCCCGCCAUCAUGCCUGCAACCACAUCCUUCUUUCCCUUAGCUCCCUCACAUGCUCAUUUUGUUUUUGUUUUUAGAAGAUUUUAG
Molecule: messenger RNA, 315 nt
Organism: Linum trigynum
Lineage: Eukaryota; Viridiplantae; Streptophyta; Magnoliopsida; Malpighiales; Linaceae
Source: the annotation of a GenBank genome assembly